Myiozetetes cayanensis is the source of this 4385-nucleotide messenger RNA. It is a transcript of the gene RSAD2, whose product is annotated as radical S-adenosyl methionine domain containing 2. NCBI's taxonomy places the organism in Eukaryota, Metazoa, Chordata, Aves, Passeriformes, Tyrannidae. Gene Ontology annotation, cellular component: endoplasmic reticulum membrane; lipid droplet; endoplasmic reticulum. Gene Ontology annotation, molecular function: 4 iron, 4 sulfur cluster binding; catalytic activity. Gene Ontology annotation, biological process: positive regulation of immune response; defense response to virus. The record is from RefSeq and is a predicted model, not a curated record. Bases 193 to 1266 code for a protein of 357 amino acids. The transcript has 6 exons.
GACGGGGAGGUUUUCACCGCGCUCUUAAAUGCCGAGCGGCGGGCACCUCGCUGCAGACUGCGAGCCGAGCCGGGUCAGAUUGAACCGAACCGAGCCCAGCCGAACCAACUCCGGUCGAAGCGUGCCCAGGCGACUCCAAGUGAAGAGCAGCGCAUCCCGCCAGGUCCAAGCCGAGCCGAACUGAGCCUAGCCAUGCACCUGGUCAUGCUGGCCCGGCUGCUGUCCGUAGGACGGGCGGUGCUGGCGGCGCUGCGGGGGCGGCUGAGCGCUUUGUGCUGGAGCCUGACUCCUCUCUCCCUGUCCCUGUCCCUGUCCCUGCCCUUGCCCGGCUGGCAGCGGGACUCACCCCCACGGCGGAAGCGAGAGCAGGAGUGGGACGACGCGUCCCCGACGCCCACCAGUGUCAACUACCACUUCACUCGGCAGUGCAACUACAAAUGCGGCUUCUGCUUCCACACUGCCAAGACCUCCUUCGUGCUGCCCCUGGAGGAGGCCAAGAGAGGGCUGGCGAUGCUCAAGGAGGCGGGAAUGGAGAAAAUAAACUUCUCGGGAGGAGAACCGUUUCUUCAGGACAGAGGCGAAUUUGUAGGCAAACUGGUCCAAUUUUGCAAGCAGGAGUUGGAGCUCCCGAGCGUCAGCAUUGUUAGCAAUGGUAGCCUGAUCAGAGAGCGGUGGUUCAAGAAGUACGGUGAAUAUUUGGACAUUCUGGCAAUUUCAUGCGAUAGUUUUGAUGAGGAUGUCAACGUUUUAAUUGGCCGUGGUCAAGGAAAGAAGAACCACGUGGAAAAUCUGCAUAAACUGAGACAGUGGUGCCGAGAGUAUGCUGUUGCUUUCAAAAUAAAUUCGGUGAUCAACAGAUUUAAUGUUGAGGAAGAUAUGAAUGAGCAGAUCAAGGCACUCAAUCCUGUGCGCUGGAAGGUAUUCCAGUGCCUGCUCAUCGAAGGGGAGAACAGUGGUGAGGAUGCGCUAAGAGAAGCAGAAAAAUUUGUUAUUAGCGAUGAAGACUUUGAACGAUUCCUGGAUCGCCACAAAGAUGUCUCCUGUUUGGUACCUGAAUCUAAUCAGAAGAUGAGGGAUUCAUACCUCAUUUUGGAUGAAUAUAUGCGUUUUCUAAACUGUAGAAAUGGACGGAAAGAGCCUUCCAAGUCUAUCCUAGAUGUUGGUGUGGAAGCAGCAAUAAAAUUCAGUGGAUUUGAUGAGAAGAUGUUCCUAACAAGAGGAGGAAAGUAUGUGUGGAGUAAAGCCGACAUGAAACUAGACUGGUAACUCAACACAUUGAGUUAGGGCAGUGCAUUAUGUAAAGAAAAUGUGUUUGUAUAUUGAGUGUAUACAUGUAUCUAAUGCUUUUAACUACACUUGGUAUAUUAUACAGACUGAUGUUCAGUAUAACUGUAUGUGAAUGUGUUACAUGUUUUUUAAAUGCAGAUUAUGUACUUUUAUUUUAUUGAGCAUGACAAUACUUUCAGAGCUUUCACAGGAACAGAUCUCUGAAACAAACUUUCUAAUCCAUUUUAUGAAGGACUUAAGAGCAAACUGUUAACAUAAUGUCAUGCAGUAAAUGUUUUUAAAAUACUACAUGAGUGUGCAUGCCAGAUAAAUCAAACCCCACCCCAGUCUCUACUUCAUUCUAAACAACUGUAAUGAUGUAGAAGUGAAAACUCUUAUCAGGGAAUGCAUUCUGCCUGUUUCUCAGGGAAAGGUGGAUUGCAGUUCCUCGGUAGGUCACAAGAGGGCCAGCUGGCAGGCCACUGGAAGCACCACCUGCCUUUUUCGGGUGUAACAGAGGGUCAGAAUCUAGGAAUCAUUAUAUGUAAUAAUGUAUUUAAAAGGAAAUCAAGACGAAAAACUUGGCCAUUCUCAUUUUUUAAGAUUUAAUUACAAAAGUAUCUGGUUUUAUUCUCCCUCUCCACCAUACACACACACAACAUUUGCAAAAGUCUUGGGGGAUAUAAAUUUCUGUAAAAAAAUAUUUUUAGUUAUGAAAGAAUAUUGUAUUUGUCCAUCCUAAAACCUAGAAGUAUGUUCUACCUAAUGAUAAACAACUUCUUAUUUUACAUUGGCAAUGGCCUUAGUUCUAAUAUUUACAGUGAGAAUGUUUGCAUUUUAUUAAUUCUUCCAUUUUCCUUUUAUCUGUAAAUAUUGAUUUAUUAUUUUUAAUAUUUUUUCCUCUCUGCAUGCAUACAGUUUUGAUGAAAAUUCCUUCUUAAUUAAUACUGUAGCACAACCUAACAUGAAUCUUCUGUUGCAUAGUGGCUUUUUAUUUUGCUAAACCAUGGAAUUAAAACCAGAAAAGUUCAUAUCUCAUGUAACCUUGCUUUAAAGGUUGCUUGGUUUAGUAAUUAUUUUAUCUUGCUGGUUGCAAAGCUGCAGAUAUUAAAUGAAGUUAAUUGGGGUUUGUGAUAGCUGCCUUUGAUUAAGAGUUUGCAGCAUCAAUAUAAAAUAAAGAAAAAGAAGAAAAAAUAGUCUUAAAUACUACCCUCAUUCUUGGGUUUCUGGCAAUUGUCAUGGCUUUAUAAUAGCAGUUUUUCAAAUUUAACUAGUCCCAUCCUCCUUCUGUUUGAAGGGAAUGGGGAUAAGCAUUGCAGAGAGCAGAAGUGAGCUGGCACUACUCAUUCAUCCUGUCCAUUGAAUGUCUGGACUGUCUCACACUUCUAAAUAUUUGCAGCAGCUGGGAGUCAGCAGGCAUUAAAUGUAUCACACACAGAAAAUGACACCUUUUUCCUUUUUUCUUUUUUUCUGGUAAUGUUAGCUGACUUUUUGUUUUGAAAUGUUUUUGAGAGAAAUAUUUUGCAUUCACCUAGUGCAUCUUCAAAGUUGAAGGGGAAAGUACUUAAGUAGAAGCUGCUGCUCCAAAUAUGCUGUGAAAAUGUUUCCAUUUAUAAUUCCUUCAGUUUCUAUUUUUACUAUCCUAACUGUUAAGUGUACUCAGUGGUGAUCUUUUUUCUCUAUGUAUUUUGCAUUUUGCAAUCACAACACUUCCUAGACACAUUUUAGUUUUUUUUUUCCCCCUUCUACUAAUAGUAAGUGGCAUUUAAAAUGUGACCUACACACAUUAACCCCACCAUCUUUUGGCAGCUGUUUCACUGUCCUCAGCUGGAGUUCUGCCUGAGUAGCUACUACGGACAGUGCAAAUUUAUGUAACUGGGGUUUGACUUCCUCUGCGUUCCCACUGCUCAAAUGUUAAAUCUAGCCUCUUCCUCAGCACCUAUGCUGCAUGAUAGAAAAGGAGCAUUUUCCUUUGCUGCUGGCUCAGUCCCAGCACAGGGAAGGAUUUAGUGCAGCAAUGUACCAGUAAAUCUACCAGCUUGCAGCUUCUGCAGGAAAUGCCAGCUGUAGCACAGCACGCAGAUGUGAGUUACACAAACUCCCCUUCAGACCCAAAAUUUCUGCCAUUCUUUGCAUCUUACUCUGUAAAUGGCUAUUCCUUUGCUUCCUCUGUGCUUACAGAGGAAGCUGCAGGAGAAACAAAACGGAGCUGAAAAUGUCAAAAUCCAGUAAAUCAUGUAAAGACAUUGAAGACGGCUUUUAUCAAAAGGUUCUAAGUUCUUAUCUUCUUAAAAGGAUUAAAGAUUUUGCAUCACCUCUUGCUACCAUACAUAAUUAAGAAAAAGGUUUCUGUUUCGUGUGAUAUUCUUUUUCAAAGGAAACACCAGUUGUGUACAUUGGAAAUGAAGAAUUUGACAUUACACAGUUCGACUGAAAGUCAUUUAAGUUGAUGAAUAACUAUUGGUAUUUUUAUAUGCAAAAUUCAGUGUUGUGUAAAACGUUGGGGUUUUUUCCUACAGCUUGAUUAAUCUAGUUUUUUGGGGGGAGGGUUAAUUUACAAACACAGUUCAUAUUGGACCAAAAAUAGACUUUAGGCUUUCAUGAUGUAGUUGGGCCUAAAUUUCAGCACAGGACUAGAAAAACAAAACUGAAUUUAGUAGGGCCACUCCCAGGCUUAGCAAUUACAGGUACAUCUUGACCCUGAAAAGUCAGGAUUAAAUCUAUUGAGUCUUGUGAACACAGAUAUGCUCAAUUGUAUUUUCAUGUGUAAUCUCAUAGUAUUGCAGCUAAGGACUUACAUAAGAUGCUGAAUUGGGAAGGAACUGAUGCUGUAGUGUAGUAGUGUACUAGCAUUACAGAGCUGUUCCUAUUUGUAAAAAAUUUGUAUAGAAUGAGUGUUUGGGGAACUAACUUCUGAUAAAAUUAUGACUAUACCUUGGGCAAUGAGUAAAAUUGUCACUUAAAAUGCACUUUAGGAUACCCUCUUUUUCAGUGACAAGGAUGCUGAUAUAUUUGAGUGUUACAAAAGAUGAAUUUUGUAAUGAUGUUGUCAAAUAAUUAUCACUAAGUAUUUCACAUGAGUAUGUGGCACAUUUCAAUAAAUGUUUCUAUUUUCUUAA